This is a messenger RNA of Mollisia scopiformis, 630 nucleotides long. RefSeq lists its product as uncharacterized. The coding region runs from base 1 to 630 and encodes 209 amino acids. The record is from RefSeq and is a predicted model, not a curated record. NCBI's taxonomy places the organism in Eukaryota, Fungi, Ascomycota, Leotiomycetes, Helotiales, Mollisiaceae. The transcript is spliced from 5 exons.
AUGCCAACCCUAAACUCACUCCUCACCAUCGCCAUCCUCUUCUUCCUCCUACCUCUAAACACACUGGCUCUUCCAACCGAUUCACUAGCCACAGCCAUCGACAUCCUCUCCGCCCGCAGCGACAACGACCUCCUCUCCCGCCAAACAGACGACGGCACUGGUCAAAUCGCCUGUAUCCCAACAGACAACCUCCACGCCUGCCAACUGCGCUCAACCCAAUUUCCCAACAAGGACGCUGUUAUCACGGUCUUCGACCCCUGGUGCAACAAGGUUGGCGUUGCUGUUACUACCGUGCAGACUGUUAUGGAUCAAUACGUAGCAGUUCCGAUCUUGGAUUGGGCUGAUGUUGUUGAGGUUACCUGGUGGAUCCCUCUUUGGUCCUGGUCUCCUUCUGGUGUUUACCAAGGAAUGAAGUUUGGCCAGAACGGUCAAACCGAUUUGAAUCAAAAUAUCGGCUGUGAUGAGGGCGUGGUUGACGAGUUUCUGGCUGGCGGCGUUGUUGAUUAUGGAUUUGGUGGCACACUCGUUUCGGACAGACUCAUUCGUUGCAUAAUCUCAUGGCGUUCUCAGGCACUUCUCAGGGAGAACGCAGGGUGGCGUCCUCAGGGACAAUUCAUGCAUGGUAUUUGA